Striga hermonthica is the source of this 1173-nucleotide messenger RNA. Lineage: Eukaryota; Viridiplantae; Streptophyta; Magnoliopsida; Lamiales; Orobanchaceae. The record is from the annotation of a GenBank genome assembly.
AUGAUGUCCGGGCCGCCGAGGGCGAAGCCGAUGCAUUUAUCUGAACCGGAAGCUCGAACUGUGCUCGGGCCAGCAGGAAACAAAGCCCGAUCUAUAGAAUUUCGCAAGCCGAUUCUGAAGCCGAAGAGUGAAAAGACGGGCGUUGAUGAGAGCAAGGGGAAGGAUUCCCCUGCCGCAUUGCAGUCGCCGGAGAUGGCUUCGGAUAAUUUAUCAACGGUGGUGGGUUUGAGGAAGAAAGGGAGUUCCGGCAUCUCGACUCUAAAUCAACGGAAACUGAAGUUGUCGAUGAGUGCUUCGUGCUCGUCAGAUGCUUCAUCUGAUUCUUCUCACAGCAGGUCAUCUACUGGGAAAAUUAGUUGGAAGGGUAAGUUCCAAACGCCACCUGUAAAGAAAAAGCAGCAGUGCAGCUCUGAAAUCGAGAAAAAUGAGAAUAAGGAGGAAAAUGAGAAUAAUGUUGGGGCUGAAAGACAGGGUGCUGUGGUUAUAAAAAGGUGUGCUUGGGUGACUCCGAAUACUGAUCCAUCAUAUGUGGCUUUCCAUGACGAAGAAUGGGGUCUUCCUGUUCAUGAUGACAAGAAACUUUUCGAACUGCUGACCUUUUCCACUGCUUUGGCCGAACUAGCAUGGCCUGCCAUUCUGAGUAAAAGGCAUCUCUUUAGAGAUGUCUUUCUGGACUUUGAUCCAGUUGCUGUGUCAAAAUUAAAUGACAAGAAAAUUGCAACAACAGGAAGUCCUGCCAGCUCUCUUCUGUCAGAAGUAAAGUUGCGGGCUGUAAUUGAGAAUGCACGUCAAAUUUGUAAGAUCAUAAAUGAGGUUGGGUCUUUCGAUAAAUACAUUUGGGGGUUUGUGAACUACAAGCCUAUCGUCAAUAAUUUUCGGUACCCUCGCCAAGUUCCAAUUAAAACAUCAAAGGCAGAUACAAUAAGCAAAGAUCUCGUUAAAAGAGGAUUUCGAGGAGUUGGGCCCACAGUCGUCUACUCAUUCAUGCAAGUCGCUGGAAUCACAAAUGACCACCUUAUCAGUUGUUUCAGAUAUCAAGAUUGCAUAAUUGCAUGUGAUAGAAGGGGGAAAAGUGAGGGCAUUACUUCCAAGAAUGACGAGAAACUUUCCGGAGAUAUUAUCAAGUUGGAAUUGAUUAGCAAUAUUGAUGAUAUAAAUUGUCCAGGUAGUUAA